Thunnus maccoyii (southern bluefin tuna) is the source of this 1229-nucleotide messenger RNA. RefSeq names its product retinol binding protein 7b, cellular (gene rbp7b). Gene Ontology annotation, biological process: fatty acid transport. NCBI's taxonomy places the organism in Eukaryota, Metazoa, Chordata, Actinopteri, Scombriformes, Scombridae. Gene Ontology annotation, cellular component: nucleus; cytosol. Gene Ontology annotation, molecular function: fatty acid binding. The record is from RefSeq and is a predicted model, not a curated record. Bases 486 to 893 code for a protein of 135 amino acids. The transcript is spliced from 4 exons.
GGAUAUAUGCACUGUAACACAAUUCCUGGUGAAUGAAUGUGUCCUACUGAAGAACUGCCAACAGCUCCAAAGGUGAGCAGGAAGAAGGAUUGUGUUUCACACAGCACAAGAACAGAGACCUCUGCUCCAUAUUGUAUUUUCUAAAAGCUCAAAUUCUGCACAUAAAUCUCAGUUUGAAGAUUAUGUUUUUGCCCACAGCAGGCUUCAGCAAACCCAGAGUGGUAUAAAUAUGCAGUAUGAUAAAUGUGUGAUUUAAAGACACUUUCUACAUAACAGGAACUGGACAGUUGCCUCAUAUUAUGUGUAAAAAGUCCUGUUCCGCCCUCCAGUGCUCCUUCCACCUCCUUUGUAUGUGUCCAAAAUAGCUUCAGCAGGCAACAUGUCACCCCUACCCUAUAUUGACACACAAUGAAACAUCCCACCCGAGAGCUUUAAAUUCGUACGCUCCUGAGAGUCAUGUCCAGAGAUCCACACAAACAUCCAAGAUGCCUGUCGACUACAGCGGGACCUGGGACAUCGUCAGCAAUGUCAAUUUUGAGAAAUACAUGGUCGUGCUUGGCAUUGAUUUUGCAACCCGCAAGAUUGCAGCGAUGUUGAAGCCCCAGAAAGUGAUUAAGCAAGAAGGAGACUGUUUCACAAUCAGAACACUCACUAGCUUCAAAAAUUACGAAUGUUCGUUCAAAAUCGGGGAAGAGUACCACGAGGUGACUCAAGGAAUGGACAACCGGUCAUGCCAGACUGUGGUCAACUGGCAAAAUGACAAGCUGGUGUGCGUUCAGAAAGGAGAGAAGAAGAACAGAGGGUGGACUCACUGGAUCGAGGGAGACGAGCUCCAUCUGGAACUCACUUGUGAGGACCAAGUCUGCAAGCAAGUUUAUAAAAGGACUCUGUAAUUGUUCAUGUCUGUUAAAACAAUUUCAGACUGCAGAGAGCAUUUAACAGUUAUUGCAUUUCCAUGAAACGAGCCAUAAGCCACAUAAUGCAGCUGUUGUACUGUAUUAGGAGCGUAUAAUUUGAAUAAAAUGUGUGUUUGGAUUCAUGUACUUGGGUUAUAGUAGUUUAAUUUACCUCCUCCGGACCACAGGAUGGUGCUGUAAAACUUUUACUCCGGAAAAAAAUGAAAAGCACUACAGAGUUGUUGGUUUGCUUGUAAAUUUAUGCCGCGAGUUUUCCUUCUGUGGUUGACGAAUUUCAAACAAAUUGAAAUAAACUGAAUACGGUUUUUGUCA